Cantharellus anzutake is the source of this 1182-nucleotide messenger RNA. Its product is annotated as P-loop containing nucleoside triphosphate hydrolase protein. The transcript is spliced from 10 exons. The record is from RefSeq and is a predicted model, not a curated record. Lineage: Eukaryota; Fungi; Basidiomycota; Agaricomycetes; Cantharellales; Hydnaceae. Gene Ontology annotation, molecular function: ATP binding; ATP hydrolysis activity; GTP binding. Bases 1 to 1182 code for a protein of 393 amino acids. Gene Ontology annotation, cellular component: cytoplasm.
AUGCCUCCAAAGAAGGCUCCUGUGCCAGAGAAGAAGGUGCUCCUUGGACGUCCAGGAAAUAAUUUAAAGAUCGGGAUCGUGGGAUUGCCCAAUGUAGGGAAAUCAUCGUUCUUCAAUGUACUUUCAAAAACUGAUCUAGGCAAGGCAGCAAACUUCCCUUACGCCACGAUCAAUCCAGAAGAGGCACGGAUACCUGUCCCGGACCCACGCGUCGACUGGCUAGCAUCCUUGUAUCAAUCAACCAACAAAAUCCCCGCCUUCCUUACAUGUAUCGAUAUCGCCGGACUUACUGCUGGCGCUUCGACUGGUGCUGGUCUUGGUAACGCUUUCCUUUCCAAUGUCAGGGCCGUGGAUGGUAUCUUCCAAGUCGUUAGGGCAUUCGACGAUGCAGAAGUCAUCCACGUUGAAGGCGAUGUUGACCCUAUUCGAGAUAUGGAAAUAAUUUCUAAAGAAUUACGACUGAAGGACAUCGAGUGGGUCGAGAAGAUUUUGGAAGUUAAGAAGAAAGGGCCUGCACUUAAUGCGAAAAGUUUGGCCGAUAAAGCCAAGGCGGAGGAGAUCGCUACGCAAGAAAAGGUCCUAGGCUUGCUGAAGAACAAAGAUAUGGAUGUACGGAAAGGCGAGUGGACGAACAAAGAGAUCGAGCAUGUCAAUGCCCUGCAACUGCUCACCGCCAAGCCUGUAACCUACCUAGUAAACCUAUCAGAAAAAGAUUACAUUCGGAAAAAGAACAAAUGGUUACCAAAGAUCAAAGCAUGGGUUGACGAACACAACCCGGGGGAUCCCAUUAUUCCAUUCUCUGUGGCGCUGGAAGAGCGCUUAUUCAAUCUGACCAGCGACGAGGACCGAGCCGAAGAAGAGAAGAAAAUUGGUGUAACAAGCGCACUUGGGAAGAUCACAACCGCUGGAUACAGCAGUCUUCAUCUCAUUCGCUAUUUCACUGCUGGCCCUCAGGAAACGCGAGCAUGGACAAUACGGAAAGGGACGAAAGCGCCACAAGCAGCUGGCGUUAUUCACUCAGAUUUUGAGAAUAAGUUCGUGUGCGGGGAAAUCAUGACAUUUGAUGAUUUAAAGGAAUACGGCAGCGAGUCUGCAGUCAAGGCAGCGGGCAAGUACCGGCAGCAAGGACGAACGUAUGAGAUGAACGACGGGGACAUAGCGUAUUGGAAGUCUGGUGCCUGA